Messenger RNA from Manihot esculenta (cassava), 781 nucleotides. RefSeq names its product CST complex subunit STN1. The transcript has a single exon. Gene Ontology annotation, molecular function: nucleic acid binding. Gene Ontology annotation, cellular component: chromosome, telomeric region; site of double-strand break; DNA replication factor A complex. Bases 117 to 611 code for a protein of 164 amino acids. Lineage: Eukaryota; Viridiplantae; Streptophyta; Magnoliopsida; Malpighiales; Euphorbiaceae. Gene Ontology annotation, biological process: DNA replication; double-strand break repair via homologous recombination; nucleotide-excision repair. The record is from RefSeq and is a predicted model, not a curated record.
UUCUCACACUCGUAUUAGCAAUAACUUUUUUCCCGCCAACUACUAAUCUCGUCGCGGGUCGAAGUGCUAACCAGGAAACUAGUAUUAAUCCGACAAUAAUCUGGAAAUCUCUACAAAUGGAUCCAAAAUUCCAAUACACACACGUAAAACUCCUGGCCUUCGAUCUCCUCUCUCUCCUCCAAACCCCGUCCUUCUCCUCCGAUCCAAUCUGCUUCUCUCGCCUUGGCAAGUCCCUCUCACGCGCCGAAAUCCUUGGUCUCGUAACCUCCCGGGAGCACAAACCGAAUAAAUUUCUCAAAUUCACAAUCGAUGACGGCACCGGUUGUGUAAGCUGCAUUCUCUGGCUCAACCAACUCGCCUCCCCCUACUUCUCUCGCCGCAGCCCUCCAGAUGUUCGAUUAAUUGCGGACGUGGCCACUCAUUUUGCCUCCGACAUCAAGAUUGGGGUUGUGGCUAGGGUGCGCGGGAGGAUCACGAGCUAUAGAGGUGUUGUUCAGAUUACUGUGUCCGAUGUUGUGAUAGAGAGGGAUCCCAAUGCGGAAACUUUCCACCGGUUAAAUUGCAUUAAGCUGGCGCGCAACUACUACGGUGUUGCCGCCCCAUGUAUGUAGUGCUGAUGGUUCUAAAAGUUCUUUUUCUUCACUGUUGAUUCCUUUCCUGAUUAAGAUGAUUAUGCUAAUGUAUACCGAUAACGGUAGAUGAUAAUUUUUUUUACUGUAUUGCGAGUGAGAUUUUGCUAAAACUCGAGGAGCUUGUUGUGGAAAUGGAGAUAGAUUCAUUA